Messenger RNA from Betta splendens (Siamese fighting fish), 2573 nucleotides. RefSeq names its product diencephalon/mesencephalon homeobox protein 1-B-like. The transcript has 5 exons. The record is from RefSeq and is a predicted model, not a curated record. Bases 209 to 1393 code for a protein of 394 amino acids. Gene Ontology annotation, molecular function: DNA-binding transcription factor activity, RNA polymerase II-specific; RNA polymerase II transcription regulatory region sequence-specific DNA binding. Lineage: Eukaryota; Metazoa; Chordata; Actinopteri; Anabantiformes; Osphronemidae. Gene Ontology annotation, biological process: regulation of transcription by RNA polymerase II.
AGCUCAGCAUCCUCCCGCAUCCACCGAGAGCAGACGCCGGAGCCCGGAGAGCACCGAUCGGGAUGUUCCGAGGAUAUACUCAGUGAUAAAACUCCAAACGAUGAGCUACCGAGGGCGGAUUUCAGAGAAGGAGCUUUGAAAGGAAAAUAUUCGGCUUGUGGUGGAAAUAUUUCAUUUCUGAUACGAGGAGAGGAGACAGACUUCGGCCAUGCAGCACUACGGGGUGAACGGCUACUCUCUCCACGCCAUGAACUCACUCAGCGCCAUGUACAACCUCCACCAGCAGGCGGCGCAACAGGCCCAGCAUGCACCCGACUACAGGCCGUCGGUGCAUGCGCUCACUCUAGCGGAGAGACUGGCUGACAUUAUCCUUGAGGCCCGUUAUGGCUCCCAGCACCGAAAGCAGCGGCGCAGUCGAACGGCCUUCACUGCGCAGCAGCUGGAAGCCCUGGAGAAAACCUUCCAAAAGACCCACUACCCUGACGUGGUGAUGCGGGAACGCUUGGCCAUGUGCACCAACCUGCCUGAGGCCCGUGUGCAGGUCUGGUUCAAGAACCGCAGGGCUAAGUUCCGCAAGAAGCAGCGGAGCUUGCAGAAGGAGCAGCUCCAGAAGCAGAAGGAGGCCUCCGGAGCAGCCGAGGGCUCCACGGACGAGUCCAAGACCGAGCUCCCCAGCGCCACGCUGGUCCCAGAGGCCCGCACCCCUCCUCCUCCCUCCUCCUCUUCCUCCUGUCACUCAGAGAACGAGAGGCUGGCGGCGGCGCGGCCGCAGCCGGGGGAGAUGAGCGUGGAAGUAAACGUGACCUCCCCGGAGCCGUCGGACAGCGAGUCCGCAGCCGAAGACAACGCAGACCGAGAGGAGGACGAGAUGAGGGGGGAGACGAGGGUGACGCUGCGGGAGGAGACGCAGGCGGAGGUGGGAGCGCAGCCGGGGAGAAGCUCCCCCUCCUGCAAACGACUGAGCCCCACAGCAGAACCCCCGCUGAGCUCUCCCACCCUACCGUCCUCCAGCAGCGUGAGCGGCGGUCUGGCGCAGAGCAACUCCUACGCCUCGUCCCCCCUCAGCCUCUUCCGGCUGCAGGAGCAGUUUCGGCAGCACAUGGCCGCCACCAACAACCUGGUGCACUACCCGUCGUUCGACAUGAGUGCGCCGUCCUCGCUGCCCUACCUGGGCAUGAACGUCAACAUGCCGUCGCCGCUGGGCUCGCUGCCCUGCCAGUCCUACUACCAGACCCUGUCGCAGGCCCAGCAGGUGUGGAACAGCCCGCUGCUGCAGGCGGCGCCGGGCGGCCUCCCCGGGACCCUCAACAGCAAGACCACCAGCAUCGAGAACCUGCGUCUGAGGGCCAAGCAGCACGCCGCCUCCCUGGGACUGGACGCGCUCCCCAACUGAGGCACGGCUGGUCAGAGUUCAGCCUCUGCUGGCAUCUGGGCCCCGCACAGAAGGAUGACUUCAGGGGCCUCUUCCAUUUCCCCUUUGACCUCUCACUAUUGUUAAAUGGUGUAUCGUCCGAAGCUCAUUAGAAAGACCACCUGUUAACUCGGAGCUAUUUCAAUCCAUUGGCUGUGAUGAUUAGUCCCCAGUUUAAAGUUUGUCCAAAUUUAUAGCCGUUUGUAACAGUUUUUCAGUAUUUUAUGGCCUUUGACCUCAUAUCAGACACAUCUAAUCUAAAAAAAACAGAGAAGGACAAACAGUGCAAGCAACAUGUUUGAGGCCCAAUGAAGAACAGGCACUUUAGGGACCCUUCCUCACGUUGAGGCCCUGGCUGCUCCGCAUACCUAAUCUCCGUUACCUCCUUGUCAUCCCCCAAAGAAGAACAUACCACAGCUGAGAGGACAACAGAACAGGAAGCACAUCACUAAUGGAUAAAUCCAACAUAUCCCACCUGGACUGAGGAUCCUGCCGGUGUGUGGCUCAUCAUCGGUCAUCUAACACUGGCUGCUCAACCGUGACCCGAGGCUCCUCCGCGACGAACCACAGAGCUUUCCACGGCAGACGACAGAUAUUAGAUAUUCUAUAAUCCAACACCUGAAUGUGAACUAUGCAUGCACGCACCCCUCUGAAGCAUGGCUUACAGCCGCACAACGCAGAUGACGGCAGAUCAGAUCUGAUAUCAGAUGUAAAGCUCAGAUCAGUCACAAUAAUCCCAGCGCUGACUGCGUUUAUGUGGAUGACGGAUGACUCUUUGCUUAAAGUUACAGCCUGCAAGAAUCCCUCCAGCAUUGUAAAUAUCACUCAGUGUUCUCCUCCACCUGUCUAGUUAAAGAGUAACUACAUGUCUCUUUGUGUGUGAAGGACUUGAAAGGAAAAAUUCAAUUUAUUUCUCGGUCAUUGGCUCUUAAAGGACCCACACAGACCAGCAGAAAUAAAUUCAGAGGAGGCACCGAGACAAAGAAAUAUGAGCUCAGCUGAUGUUUAUUUUUAUUCACUAGACUGAAGUCUUCAGCAGAAAGAUGCGCAGGCCAAAACCUCUAUGUAUUAUAUCACUGCAGAGUCAAGACAUGUAUUUCUCAGUUGUUUUAAAUGUGAGUAAUUUAUCUGUUUAAAGGAAUAAAUCACACAUAUGAAUGAA